CCAGCUACCAAGAUAAAAAAAAAACCAUCACAAACAAGCAACUAUAUUUUGUUGUGAUGGCAUCAAUAUGGGCAGUAGCAUCUCCAUUUCUCUUUUUCAAUAACCCCAUAACUCACAGAAAUAUGGUUACAUGUAAAAAGAGAUUAUCUUUACCACGCUCCGUUCUUAAGGAUGAGAUGACCAUGGAAAUCAAUAUGAGAAGAUCAGCAAACUACCCCCCUUCAUUAUGGUCCGAUGAUUUUAUUCAGUCACUUUCUAGCGAAUAUACAGGAGAGAUGUACAUGGAAAGAUCACGAACUCUGAAGGAAGCAGUGAGGACUAUGAUUUGCAAAGGAAAUGAAAUACAAGAAAAUCCAUUAAGUAUACUUAAUUUGAUUGAUGAUUUGCAAAGACUCGGUAUUUCGUAUAAUUUUGUGAAUGAGAUCAGCAAUGUCUUGGAGAAUAUAUACUGCAACUACUACAAAAGUCACGAAGAAUGGACUAAGAUGGACUUAAAUCUUAAAUCCCUCGGUUUUCGACUCUUGCGACAACAUGGAUAUCAUAUCCCUCAAGAAAUAUUCAAGGACAACAUAGAUGAGAAUGGAACCGUCAAGGGAAGUGAAGAUAUCAUUGGCGUGCUAAACUUGUAUGAGGCUUCUUAUCAUUCAGUAGAGGAUGAAAGUAUUUUAGAUCAUGCUAGAAUUUCCUCAGAAAAAUAUCUUAGAGAAAGCAUACAGAACAUAGCUGAUAAAAAUAUUGCCUCGGUAAUAAGCCGCGCCUUAGAUUUUCCGCUUCAUUGGAUGCUUCCAAGGGUGGAAACCAAGUGGUUUAUUGAAGUGUAUGAGAACAGACUUGGCAUGAAUCCCAUAGUGCUUGAGCUUGCCAAAUUAGACUUCAACAUGGUGCAAGCAGUUUACCAAGAGGAUCUGAAAUACGCAUCACGAUGGUGGAAAGAAAUACGUUGGGGAAAAUUCGGCUUUGCUCGUGACCGUGUGGUGGAGAACUUUAUGUGGAGUGUUACUGAAAAUUACCUACCUCAUUUUAAAGGAAGGAGAGAUCUUACAAAGGUUAAUGCGAUGAUUACUACUAUUGAUGAUGUCUAUGAUGUCUAUGGUACUCUUCCGGAACUCGAAAAAUUCACUGACGUUGUGAACAGAUGGGAUCUCAACGCAAUCGCAGAACUUCCAGAUUAUAUGAAAAUUUGCUUCCAUGCACUCUACAAUGCGAUUAGUGAGAUGUCAUAUAACGUACUGGUAAAUGAAGGAGCCUACGUCAUUCCUUACCUAAAGAAGGCUUGGCAGGAUUUAUGCAACUCUUACAUAAUAGAAGCUAGAUGGUUCAAUAGUGGAUACACACCAACCUUAAACGAGUUCAUCGACAACGGAUGGAUGUCAAUAGGAGUUGUCCCUAUCAUCAAGCAUGCAUAUAUGUUAACUUUACCCAGUGUGUCUGAAGAUGCAUUGGAACAAAUUAAAAGAGCUGAGGAUAUGAUUCGCUAUGCAUGCACCAUUGUGCGACUUACUAAUGACAUGGGCACAUCAUCUGACGAGCUAGAAAGAGGUGAUGUUCCUAAAUCUAUCCAGUGUUACAUGCAUGAGAGUGGUGCUACUGAAGUUGAAGCAAGAGAAUACAUAAAAGAGUUAACUCUGGAGACAUGGAAGAAACUGAACAAAGAACGCCAAGCGAUUGGUUCAGAAUUGCCACAUGACUUCAUUGAAUGUGUAACAAACCUUGCCAGGAUGGGUCAUUUCAUGUAUACUGGUGGAGACAAGCAUGGUAAGCCUGACAUGUUCAAGCCCUAUAUGCUAUCGUUGUUUGUUAAUCCAAUCCUGGGGCAGCCAUAAGCAUGAGUUCUUUGAGAUGUAACAUAAUAAACCCAUUUGGUUAAUUAUAUGUACUUCCAUAUUUUUAUAAUUCCUAAGCUGUAAUGUGCCCGAUUUUUCUUGUAUUCUCUUGCUAAAGUAUGGUUUAUACUUCUUCUUUAA
Helianthus annuus (common sunflower) is the source of this 1964-nucleotide messenger RNA. RefSeq names its product (-)-beta-pinene synthase, chloroplastic. Gene Ontology annotation, molecular function: magnesium ion binding; terpene synthase activity. The transcript is spliced from 7 exons. NCBI's taxonomy places the organism in Eukaryota, Viridiplantae, Streptophyta, Magnoliopsida, Asterales, Asteraceae. The record is from RefSeq and is a predicted model, not a curated record. Gene Ontology annotation, biological process: diterpenoid biosynthetic process. The coding region runs from base 57 to 1823 and encodes 588 amino acids.